Toxotes jaculatrix (banded archerfish) is the source of this 2512-nucleotide messenger RNA. It is a transcript of the gene rmnd5b, whose product is annotated as required for meiotic nuclear division 5 homolog B. Gene Ontology annotation, cellular component: cytoplasm; nucleus; GID complex. Gene Ontology annotation, biological process: proteasome-mediated ubiquitin-dependent protein catabolic process. The record is from RefSeq and is a predicted model, not a curated record. Gene Ontology annotation, molecular function: protein binding; ubiquitin protein ligase activity. NCBI's taxonomy places the organism in Eukaryota, Metazoa, Chordata, Actinopteri, Toxotidae. The transcript has 10 exons. Bases 131 to 1306 code for a protein of 391 amino acids.
GACACAGGAAGUUCCGCAUUACGGCUGUGGUGAAGUGUUGCCAUAACAGGCAAGCGGCUAACGCUAAUGUUUGCUAAUAAUUAGCACGAUAGGUGUCAGUGUUGUGUGUGUGAGUGUUCCAGUCUGAACCAUGGAACAGUGUGCAUGUGUGGAGCGGGAGCUGGAGAAAGUUCUCCAUCGCUUUGUGAUGUACGGCCACCAGUCUGAAGAGAGGCUAGACGAGCUCCUGCGCAGCGUCUGUGAGAUACGAGGACAGCUAGUUGCGUUUGGAGUACAAGAUGCAGACUUAUCGGUCUUAUCCCAGACUAUGGCCCAGUGUUGUAAGAAUAUCAAAGAAACAGUGCAGAUGCUAGCCUCCCGACAUAAGGACAUCCAUGGCAGCGUGUCAAAAGUGGGCAAAGCCAUUGACAGAAAUUUUGAUGCAGAAAUCAGUGCUGUGGUGGCAGAGACAGUGUGGGACACCCCAGAAAGACAGAAAUACCUGAGUGAGACAAUUGUGGAGCACCUGUACAGACAAGGGAUGCUCAGUGUAGCAGAGGACCUGUGUCAGGAGUCUGGUGUAGUUAUAGAUAUGAGUAUGAAGCAGCCUUUUCUGGAGCUGAACAGGAUCCUUGAAGCUCUGAGGAUGCAGGACCUCAGACCGGCACUAGAGUGGGCCGUGACGAAUCGGCAGCGCCUUCUGGACCUAAACAGCAGUUUAGAGUUCAAGCUGCACCGCUUGUAUUUCAUCAGUCUGCUCAGCGGAGGAAUCAGCAACCAAAUGGAGGCCCUGCAGUAUGCCCGGCACUUUCAGCCCUUUGCUUCUCAGCACCAGAGAGAUAUCCAGAUCCUGAUGGGCAGUCUGGUGUAUCUGCGCCAUGGUAUUGAGAACUCUCCGUACCGCAGUCUGCUGGAGACAAAUCAGUGGGCAGAGAUCUGCAACAUCUUCACCAGAGAUGCCUGCGCUUUACUGGGCCUCUCCGUAGAGUCUCCGCUAAGUGUUAGUUUUGCAUCAGGCUGUAUGGCCUUGCCGGUGCUGAUGAACAUCAAGCAGGUGAUAGAGCAGAGACAGUGCAGCGGAGUCUGGACACACAAAGAUGAGCUGCCUAUUGAAAUUGACCUCGGAAAGAAGUGCUGGUACCACUCCGUGUUCGCUUGCCCCAUUCUUCGGCAACAGACCUCAGAGAGCAACCCUCCCAUGAAGCUCAUCUGUGGCCACGUCAUCUCCAGAGAUGCCCUCAACAAACUGACUAACGCUGGAAAGUUGAAGUGCCCGUACUGCCCCAUGGAGCAGAAUCCGUCACAUGCCAAGCAGAUCUACUUUUGAUACCGCACACUCUCCUCACGAGUAAGGAUGAAGUUCCCUGGAGCUCUUUGCGUUUCCAGGACCAUUUGCUCUGGCCCUUUUCCUCUGUCCCUGGCCUCUUGGCCUGUUAUUGUAAGCAUUAAGGUUUUAUCCCAGUGCUCCUCUGGACAGCCUUGGCCAUCCCAUAACCCACCUCGGACCCUCCAACUUUGCGUAGUACACAGAGCCCAGCGGAGAUGGUCCGGCUACAACCUGUAGUAGAGCGAGGAGUCUGUCAGUAAUGAGAACAUCUUCACGAAGAAGCACCUCUGAAAAAGGAUAAUUCAUUGAAACUCAUUUGCAAAUGCCUGCAGAGUUAUAGGCUUAUCUUUUUAAAUAUGUAAUACUUUAUAGUGUUUGUUUUCUUGGUUUUAUUGACUGCUUGAGUUGGAUGACUGCUUCUUGUUUUUGUUUUUGUUUUUUUUUUUCCUUUUCCUGACAGAAGCAGUUCAUUGAUUAUGGAUGGGUGAGUGUGGGGUAAACGGCAUGGAUAGUUUUCUGACUUCAGGGUGGUAAUAAACUUCUAUUAUACAUGAGAAACACCACAGAGUAACAAACCGUGUAGUAGGUUUAUUAUUUGCUGGUGAGGGGGAACUGUUGAGGUCUGACUUGAAUGGAACUCUUGAUUGUGACCCAUUACUCCUCCAUAAUGUAAUAAAGGCCUCACGUAGCUUGAAAGUCACUGUUGGCUGAUGUAUCCAUUUGAUCAGUAGAACAAUUAACUAACUCAUCAAUGGUGGAACAGCUUUUUUUUUUUUUUUUUUCUUGUGACUGACUGCACCAGCAAGAUUUUCCUCAUUAUAGAAGCCAUUUGUCUUGUUCUAUGUAUGUAUUUAACAAACAACGACAAAAAAAAAAAAGGAAACUAAAAAUAUAUACUACUGUGAAAUGUGCUUUGUUUCUAUUUUUCAUCGCAACCGCCAGAACGGCUCAUGUAAAAUAGUAAAUGAAACUGAAGAGCAACGUGCAUAAUCAACACUACUGCGUAACUUUCGGAACUAACCUCUCGACAGCUCACGUCACGGCUGUGCCAUCGCCUCACUCUGCCCUCGCGUUGUGUUUCCUAAGCUUGCGCGCCAUGUGACUUGGAGAUGUGAAGUGGUGUGAUGGUAGCCGUAUGGUCUGACUUGCAGUGACUGUAGGCUUGUGAUUCAGCUUUACUCGUCGUGGGUGGGAGGGGGUGGGGUU